GCUGACCUCGUCACAUGAUCCGCAGCCUCGGUGAGCACAGCUCCAUUUUCUCCGUUUUUCUCUCCGGUGACUCCGUGAAUUUCGGUGAUGGCCGGUCGCGGGAAAUUGAUCGCGGUGAUCGGUGACGAGGACACGUGUACGGGCUUCCUGCUCGGCGGGAUCGGCGAGCUCAACAAGAACCGUAAACCCAACUUCCUAGUGGUGGAGAAGGACACGAGCAUCACGGAAAUAGAGGAGACCUUCAAGAGCUUCUUGUCACGUAACGACAUCGGCAUCAUCCUCAUUAACCAGUUCAUCGCCGAGAUGAUCCGUCACGCCAUCGACGCCCACAUGCAGUCCAUCCCCGCCGUGCUGGAGAUCCCGUCCAAAGAGCAUCCGUAUGACGCCUCCAAGGACUCCAUCCUGCGUCGCGCCAAGGGCAUGUUCUCCGCCGACGACUUCCGAUAGACUGUCAGAGCCCUGAACAGCGAUCAAUGAGAGCGAUCGAUAGCUGGAGCUAUGGAUUUAUUAUCUGUAUUAUCAGUGAUGAUGGAUAGUUGUCAUUCCUCCUCGUGUGUUUGUUUCUGUGAGUUAUUUAAAAAAAGAAGAAGCCGUGUGAGCGUUUGUUCCUCUGAGCUGAAAAUAUAAAUAUCUGCUGAUCCCUCACGACAAAAAGAGGAAUAAUGGAACCUGUUAGUUAGUUAGUUAGUUAG
This is a messenger RNA of Plectropomus leopardus (leopard coralgrouper), 692 nucleotides long. RefSeq names its product ATPase H+ transporting V1 subunit F (gene atp6v1f). Gene Ontology annotation, molecular function: proton-transporting ATPase activity, rotational mechanism. NCBI's taxonomy places the organism in Eukaryota, Metazoa, Chordata, Actinopteri, Perciformes, Serranidae. Gene Ontology annotation, cellular component: proton-transporting V-type ATPase, V1 domain; membrane. The record is from RefSeq and is a predicted model, not a curated record. Gene Ontology annotation, biological process: proton transmembrane transport.